GCUCCCCGGGGCGGUGCCGCCCGGUCCCGCCCCGCCGGUGUCCGGUUACCCGGGACCCGCCAGCCCGGGGUGUCGCGCGCCCGCGCCCCGCAGCAGGUGCCAUGGCGGAGGCCCACCAGGCCGUCGCGUUCCAGUUCACGGUCACACCCGAGGGCCUUGACCUGCGGCUGAGCCGCGAGGCCGUGCGGCAGCUCUGCCUCGCCGCCGCGCACGCGUGGAAGAAGCGCCUCGUGCAGGCCAAGAACACGUUCCUGAGUGGGGUGUACCCGGCCUCCCCGUCCAGCUGGGUGCUUGUGGUCAUGGCCACUGCUGGCUCCGUCUACUGCCAGGUCGACCCUUCCCGGGGACUCAUCACCCGCAUCCAGCACUACCUGCCCCAGAGCCGGUUCCUGAGCCCCGGUGGGCGCGAGGCGCUGAGCGCGGCGCUGUUCGGCACCGGCGUGUGGCUGGGCACGGUGCUGCUGUUCCGCCGCGCCCUGCGCCUGCUCCUCACCUACCAUGGGUGGAUGUUCGAGCCCCACGGCCGCCUCAGCCGCCGCACCCGCGUCUGGAUGGUGAUGAUGAAGGUGCUGUCCUUCCGCAAGCCGCUGCUCUACAGCUUCCAGACCUCCCUGCCCAAACUGCCUGUGCCCUCUGUGCAGGCCACCAUCACCCGUUACCUGGAGUCGGUGCGGCCACUGAUGGACAAUGAGAAGUACAACAAGAUGGAGACGCUGGCCAAGGAGUUCAAGGAGACGAUCGCGCCGCGGCUGCAGAAGUACCUGAUCCUCAAGUCCUGGUGGACAACCAACUAUGUCAGUGACUGGUGGGAGGAGUACAUCUACCUGCGCGGCCGCAGCCCCAUCAUGGUCAACAGCAACUACUACGCCAUGGAUUUCCUGUACGUGACCCCCAGCCACAUCCAGGCUGCGCGCGCCGGGAAUGCGGUUCACGCCAUGAUCCUGUACCGCCGCAAGCUGGACCGCGGCGAGCUGCCCCCCCUGAUGGCGCUGGGCAUCGUCCCCAUGUGCUCCUCCCAGUCGGAGCGAAUGUUCAACACCACCCGCAUCCCGGGCAAGGAGACCGACCAGCUCGUGCACCUCGGGGACAGCCGGCACGUGGCCGUGUUCCACCGCGGGCGCUUUUACCGGCUCUGGCUGUACCAGGGGGCGCAGCUCCUGCCGCCCUGUGAUCUCCAGCUCCAGUUCCAGCGCAUCCUGGAUGAUCCCUCGGGACCGCAGCCGGGCGAGGAGCGGCUGGCGGCGCUCACCGCGGGGGAGAGGGUGGCGUGGGCCGAGGCGCGCGCGCGGUUCUUCAGCCGCGGCCCCAACAAGGCCUCGCUGGAUGCCAUCGAGCGCGCCGCGUUCUUCGUGGCGCUGGACGAGGAGGCGCAGGGCGCGGCGCCGCGGCGCGAGGGCUGCAUGGACGCCUACGCCAAGUCCCUGCUGCACGGGCGCUGCUGCGACCGCUGGUUCGACAAGUCCUUCACCCUCGUGGUCUACAGCAACGGGAAGCUGGGCGCCAACGCCGAGCACUCCUGGGCCGACGCGCCCGUCAUCGGCCACCUCUGGGAGUUCAUGCUGGGCACAGACCGGUUUGAGCUGGGCUACACGGAGGAUGGGCACUGCAAGGGGGAGCCCAACCCCAUGCUGCCCCCCCCGCAGCGCCUGCAGUGGGACAUCCCAGAGGAGUGCUGUGCAGCCAUUGAGCGCUCGUACCUGCUGGCACGGACGCUGGCUGAGGACGUGGACUUCCACGUGUUCCAUUUCUCGGACUUUGGGAAGGGGCUCAUCAAGCGGUGCCGGACCAGCCCCGAUGCCUUUAUCCAGAUCAGCCUCCAGCUCGCCCACUUCCGCGACAAGGGCCAGUUCUGCCUGACGUACGAGGCGUCCAUGACGCGGCUGUUCCGCGAUGGCCGCACCGAGACCGUGCGCUCCUGCACCGCCGAGUCCACGGCCUUCGUGCGCAGCAUGGCCGACCCUGCGCAGAGCCGCGCGGAGCGGCAGCGGCUGUUCCGGUUGGCGGCAGAGAAGCACCAGCUCAUGUACCGCUUGGCCAUGACCGGCGCCGGCAUCGACAGACACCUCUUCUGCCUCUACCUGAUGUCGCGGUACCUGGGGCUGCAGUCGCCCUUCCUUGCCCAGGUGCUGUCGGAGCCAUGGCGUCUCUCCACCAGCCAGACCCCACAGCAGCAGCUCAACAUGUUCGACCUCAACAAGUUCCCCGACCACGUCUCCACCGGUGGUGGCUUCGGGCCUGUGGCGGAUGACGGUUAUGGUGUCUCCUACAUGAUAGCUGGGGAAAACCUGAUCAACUUCCACGUGUCCAGCAAGUUCUCGAGUCCUGAGACGGACUCGAAGCGCUUCGGCAGGCACAUCCGUCAGGCCAUGCUGGACGUCGCGGAGCUCUUUGACAAGCCCAAGUGAUGCUGGAGCCAAGCCCCGGGCGAGGGGCACGGAGCUGG
Molecule: messenger RNA, 2443 nt
Organism: Pezoporus flaviventris
Lineage: Eukaryota; Metazoa; Chordata; Aves; Psittaciformes; Psittacidae
Gene: CPT1B
Product: carnitine palmitoyltransferase 1B
Exons: 18
Coding region: 102-2405 (767 amino acids)
Biological process (GO): carnitine metabolic process; fatty acid metabolic process
Cellular component (GO): mitochondrion
Molecular function (GO): carnitine O-palmitoyltransferase activity
Source: RefSeq, a predicted model, not a curated record